This is a messenger RNA of Acaulospora morrowiae, 363 nucleotides long. NCBI's taxonomy places the organism in Eukaryota, Fungi, Glomeromycota, Glomeromycetes, Diversisporales, Acaulosporaceae. The record is from the annotation of a GenBank genome assembly.
AUGUCUUCAGAUUCGAAUAAACCACAUAACAUUAUUCUUUUGACACUUCUCUCAUUCUUUUUUCCCCCUUUUGGAGUAAUCGCACUGAAAGGUUGUGGUUCCCAGUUGUGUCUUAACAUCUUCCUAACAAUUUUUGGAUACAUUCCAGAAAUUUCGUUGAAAAAAUUUAAACUUCCAAUUGGCACUACACCGGGAAAUACUGCGGGUGAUAAACAAGUUAAUAAGAGAUCCGAUAAUACCCACAAAAGCAACGGCACUGAUAGCAAAACAGAUAGCGAAACAGAUAAUUCGAAUGGUAAAAAAUCUAUUUUUCAAAAUAUUAGAGCUGCCAUCAAAUUACCCUUGGAGAAAAUUCAAAGUUAA